Coregonus clupeaformis (lake whitefish) is the source of this 723-nucleotide messenger RNA. Its product is annotated as keratin-associated protein 4-6-like. The record is from RefSeq and is a predicted model, not a curated record. Lineage: Eukaryota; Metazoa; Chordata; Actinopteri; Salmoniformes; Salmonidae. Bases 1 to 723 code for a protein of 240 amino acids. The transcript has a single exon.
AUGCAGGCAAAACCAACUGCUACCAGGCCUGCACUACCAAGAGCCUGCUGCUGCCAAACCUACGCUGACCAAACCUACAGCACACCAGAGCCUGCUGCUGCCAGGCCUGCACUGCCAGGCCUGCGGUGCCAGGCCUGCUGCUGCCCAGGCCUGCACUAUGCGGCCUGCGCGCCAGGCCUGCUCUGCCAGGCCUGCGCGCUGCCAGGCCUGCUGCUGCCAGAGCCUGCGCUGCCAGGCCUGCUUUGCUGCCGGGCCUGCGCUGCCAACCUGCCUGCCGGGCCUGCACUGGAGGCCUGCUGCUGCCGGGCCUGCUUGCUGCCAGCGCUGCUGCCAGGCCUGCUGUCGCUGCCGGACCUGCGCUGCCAGGCUGCGCUGCUCAGGCCUGCACUGCCGGGCCUGCGCUGCACCAGACCUGCUGACUCGCUAGGGCUGCAUGCUGCCAAGGCCUGCUGCUGCACCAGACCUACGCGCCACGAUGCUGCUAUGCCAGGCCUGCGCUGCCAGAUCUGCUGCUGCCAGGCCUGCACUGCCGGGCCUGCGCUGCCGGGGCUGCUGCUGCUCGGGCCGCUGCUGCUGACCAGCUGCCUUGCUGCUGACACGCUGCCAGGCCUGCUGCUGGGGCCUGCGCUGCCGGCCUGCUGCUGCCGGCCUCUGGCUCGCCAGGCCUGCGCGCGAGGCUGCUGCUGCCAGGCCCACUGCUGCCUGCCGGCCUGCUGCUGCUAG